Messenger RNA from Mangifera indica (mango), 2454 nucleotides. RefSeq lists its product as uncharacterized. NCBI's taxonomy places the organism in Eukaryota, Viridiplantae, Streptophyta, Magnoliopsida, Sapindales, Anacardiaceae. The transcript is spliced from 5 exons. The record is from RefSeq and is a predicted model, not a curated record. Gene Ontology annotation, molecular function: DNA-binding transcription factor activity. Bases 558 to 1814 code for a protein of 418 amino acids.
UAGUCUUGUUUUACAAAUUCGAUUUCAGCGAGGAUUUGGGCGAUAAACCUGACAGAUUUAUUGUUUCAAUAGAUUUGCAUGGUUUUCAUAUUUUCUAUAAUUUUAAUUUUACACGAUUUGAUCUGUCUCUCAGACAAACAAAACAUCCGGGUUUUGAGAAAAAUCUGAAAUUUCUCACUCUCACUUUCUCUUUCCCUUUCUUCAAUAUUUUUUACGCUGAAAACUUGCCUAGCUUCGUGGCUUUGCCGAGAUUUUUGGUAAUCUUGUUUUAACUUACCUUCUUGAUUCUACUCUGGAUUUUGGUCUUACAAAUCUUCUGGUUUUCUUUAUUUCAAAUUUUGAUCAUCUCUUUUCUUAUGAAAAUUUUUUCUGUUAUAAAAUUAUGUUUCUGAAACAAAAUGUGAGAGAUGACAGGUGUGGUAAAUGGUAGAUUGAAGAUCAAACUUUGAAAUGCAUGGGAAUCAGAGUCAAGAUUUGAGUUUUUGAUCAAAAUUAAAUCUUUUUAUAGAAGCUAACUUCAAGUGUUUAUAGCUGUUGUGUACAUUAUUUUUAGAUGGAUGAAAAUAAAAAUGGCUCAAGAAGAUCAAAAGUGUAGCAAUAUUAGCACCGGUACUUGUGGUGGUGGUGCUGGCGGCAAUUUUGUUAGAUCUUCCAAGAAAAAAAAGCCUAAAAAAGUCCCACAAAGAGGAUUUGGUGUGGCUCAACUUGAAAAAAUUAGACUAGAAGAACAACAAAAGAAAGAUGCAGCUAUUGCUUCAUCAUCUGCUAAUAUGUUACCCACCAAAUCUUCAUCUCUUCCACUUCCAACUCCAAAUUUUCAUCCUUCAACUCAGUCUUCUUCUCCUUCUGCAAUUCCAUUUCUAGCUGAUAUUUCAUCUCCAACUUUGGUGUUUAGGCCUUCUUCUUCAUCACUACAAAUUAUUGAUAUUUUGAAUCCCAACACUGUUCCAUUGACAAACCCUGUCGGGUGGUCAACUGCUUCACUUGAAGGCCAAGAAAACGUUCAUAAAUUGUGGAAUUCUUCUGAGUUUAACAUUGAAAAAGAGAGUUCUGGGGUGGAUCAAGGAUCGGCUUUUCUAUCGAAUUUGAAUCAUUUUUCUCAUGAAUCAAUCCCCAUGUGGCCUCUCCCUAUUCAAAGAGCAGAACAAUUCCAGCAUCAUCCUUCUUCAGUUGUGAAUGAAUCAUCUGCACUAAAUUUUCAGAUGGAGCCCCCUUCAAACCAAAGCUAUUAUGGCAAUUACACACCUAUGUGGCCCGAGAAGAGAAAGAUGGUUGGCAUGAAGAGGUCAUAUCCCUUUCCUCUAGACAAUCCACUAGGUGUCUCAUCUCUCCAUGGCAAAUAUCCGCCAAUUGUUCAUCCUAGAAUCAGCAGGUCGGAGGACUCAGCUUCACGUGGCUGUAGUGGUCACACACUCAAUUUUGAGCCUGUUGGCACACUUUUAAGAGAAGGCUCUUCAUGCUCAACCUUCAUGUUGGAGCCCAAUAAUUCACAGAAAAGCAUAAAAGAAAAUGGACCUCUUCUCACCUUAGCUCCUCUCACAACAAAUUCAAUGUCUGAAGGUUCAAAAAUAAGGCACCCACAACCUUAUCUAGCCUUCCAUAGCACUGAAUUCCCUGAUUUUGAAUCACAACCUUAUCAGGGAAAUGUUGAAGAUCCAAUUCUUCAGCCCGAACCCGGCAGACCAAGUCAUCAGCAACCUUACUAUAGCUUCUUCCCACAAGCAGUGGCAGAAAUAGACCAAGCCACAGGCAGAGUGAAUAACCGUAACAAUGGUGAAGUAGGUGAAAGUGUUGAUCUCAAUUUGAAGUUAUAAAUGUUUAAAGCUCUUAAGCAUUUCUUUGUUAGGCCACUUGGUUAUCUGUAUGAGACCAUACCAAGCAAGACUUCGUUUCCUUUUAUCCUAAAUUAAGUUAACAAUCAGGGUGGCAUGAAAAUUUUAUAAAUUUGCUUAUGCAAGCUUUAGUGUGAAAGGUUAGAAAAAACAAAUCUCGGCCAUGUGAGGGCAGAGAGAAGAGAAAGAUAGGGAGAGGUAAAUUGGUUUGUUUUGAUGAAAGCAAAGUUGGUUGGUUAUGCAAAGUGGGUUUGUUUUCAUUUUUGGUAUCGGUUUUGGUUGGUGAAGGAGUCAGUGAGGCAGGUUUUUGAUUGAUAACAAACUUGUCGCAAUGGAGAGUUGUGGCUGUGGUGUGGACUGUGGAGAUGUUUAAUUAUGCUUUUGUCUUCUUUGUUGGGGUGGGGUCUGGUCUCUAAAUCUGACCCUUCAGUAUGGUUGUGAUGAAAGCAUAAGGCCCACAUUGAGUCAGAGAAGAUAAGAAGGUAGUGCACGAAUAUGAGAGGAAAAGUGUUAUUUGGGUAGCAGCACUCCAGUUGAAUGACUAUUAAAUCAUGCAUUUUUUGUGUUAUUUUCUCCUUGAAACUAAAUCCCAAGUUAUCAUAACAAGAAUUCUUCAUCAAAA